CACAAACAGACACAUUACAGCGAAAUAGGGAGAGCAAGAGAGGGGUAGAUCUGAGCUUCUGCCGCUUCAUGUCUGAUUUUCAGAACCUGAUCAUGAAUAUAUCGAGAGGAUUCAACUGAAUUUGUCGCUCGGAUCUGUGAAGGGGUCAAAGCGAAACCUCCCCCCCGUGGCGUACGGAUAUUUUUGGAAAGCUGACAUUUCAAAUCAUCAUUACAGGAAAAAAAUUGGAUACUAUUAUUAUUUACUGUUUGUUUGAGGAGAGACAGGGAUUUGAACAUGGGAUGUUUAGGCAACAGCAAGACAGAGGAUCAACGCAUCGACGAGAAGGCGCAAAGAGAGGCGAAUAAGAAGAUCGAGAAACAGUUACAGAAAGAGAGACAGGCGUACAAAGCAACGCAUCGUCUACUCUUAUUAGGCGCUGGGGAAUCCGGGAAGAGUACUAUAGUCAAACAGAUGCGGAUCCUGCACGUCAACGGUUUUAACGCAGAAGAAAAAAAGCAAAAAAUUUUAGAUAUCCGGAAAAAUGUGAAGGAUGCAAUUGUGACAAUAAUAUCUGCAAUGAGCACCUUAACGCCUCCUGUGUCAAUCGCUAACCCAUCCAAUCAACCUAGAGCAGAGUACAUCAAAAGUAUAGCUCCACUCUCAGACUUUGACUACACAGAGGAAUUCUUUGAACAUGCAAAGCAUCUAUGGGAUGAUGAGGGUGUGAAGGCCUGUUUUGAGCGCUCGAAUGAAUAUCAGCUCAUAGACUGUGCACAAUACUUUCUGGAAAGAAUCGAGUCUGUUCGACAGAAUGACUACACUCCUACAGACCAGGAUUUACUGAGAUGUCGUGUAUUAACUUCAGGGAUUUUUGAAACUCGAUUUCAAGUGGACAAAGUAAAUUUUCAUAUGUUUGAUGUGGGAGGUCAGAGAGACGAGAGGAGAAAAUGGAUUCAGUGCUUUAAUGAUGUGACUGCCAUCAUCUUCGUAGCAGCCAGUAGCAGUUAUAACAUGGUCAUAAGGGAAGACAACAGCACCAACCGGCUGCGCGAGUCUCUCGAUCUCUUCCGCAGCAUCUGGACUAACAGGUUUUUAAGGACCAUUUCAGUAAUCUUGUUCCUCAACAAGCAGGACAUGCUUGCCGAAAAGAUCCUGGCAGGAAAAUCUAAACUUGAAGAUUAUUUUCCAGAGUAUGCUCGCUACACACUUCCCCCUGAAGCGACCCCUGACCCAGGAGAAGAUCCGAAAGUGUCCAGGGCAAAGUUUUUUAUCCGAGAUGAAUUCUUGAAAAUCAGCACAGCAAGUGGCACAGACAAGCACUACUGCUAUCCUCACUUCACCUGCGCUGUGGACACUGAAAACAUUCGCCGUGUAUUCAAUGACUGUCGUGACAUUAUUCAAAGGAUGCACCUACGCCAGUAUGAACUGCUGUGACUGGCUUCUCCGUCCAACACCUUUCCAGUCCUACAUCACAUGGGCUCUUUGAAAACUACUGAAGAGUGACAUUGUUUUUCCUUUUUUUCCGUUUUUCACUUAUUUGCAUUUUAUUUAUUUAUUUAGUCCACAUAUAGUCUUUAUCUGAGGAGGGGAAUGAAUGUGUGUAUAAGAUGAAAAUGUUAUUUUAUGUUCGUAUAACAUCCAGGUUGUUCAUUCUUUUCAAAGAUGUUUUAUUGUUUUUUAGCAAUGUCUGGCUUUAGAUUAGAUGUAUUAGAUCUGAUUAGACCGGCUGACAUAGCGUAAACCUCUGGUGACCUCUGACUUGUGCCAGUGUGGUCUAAUCUUCGACUUUUUCCCUUCAUCGAAUGAAGGGGAUAUUAGAGUACUUGACAAAGAGGUAAAGGAUUCAAUUAAAGGUUUAAUGAAGCACUUUGCAUUUGUUUCCUAUAUGGAGACAAGAGGCAAAUUACCAAUGUAGCACCUCUUUAUUUAUCUUUUUUUUUUUCUGUAAAACAUGCAAAGAGGACUUUAGGGCUAGAUAGAGUUUUUAAUCAACUAUAGAGCACAGUGCUUGGUUAGGGGCUGGGUCUUGUGGGAUUUGCAUUUUUCUUCAGCGGGUGAAAGCGUCUUACCAUCUUUGGGAGAAAUGCCACUGGCCAGCCAGUGCCUCGUUUAGCUUAGGGCCCCCCUAUUCGGGAGGUCAUCCAAAUACAGAUAUAAAGAUAAACAAUAUAUUUUUAGUGUGGGCGGGGUUGCUAUGUUAAUCCUAACUAACUGCAAGAUCACUCUCUUGUACAGGACUGCAAAAUGUUAUUUUGUAUAACUUCAACAAGAAAGACAAAUCUUUGACUUGUAGAAGCUCAUUGUGCCUUUGAAUAUGGCUGUACCUGUAAAUGAGGAUCAAAUAUUUGUGAUUGGACAGUGCUGUACAGCUUGAUGUCAAAUCUUACACGCAGCACAGAGUGCUGACAGAAAAAUCUGUUUUUAGAUUGAGUUUUUCUGGUUUCUAAAACUACUUAAAAAUGUCUUUUAUUAUAAAAUGAAGAAAGUUUUGGCAAAAAAAAAAAAAGUAAUUUUUUUAAAAUAUGCAAAAAUAACCACUUUGUUCUGAAACUGCAAAUACAGUACGUCUUAAAAUUUAUUUUUGCCAUUUAACAGAUUCAGCUUUAAAAACAUUGGAAAUCUUUUUCAAAUUUCCAAAAUUUUGACCUGCUGUUGUUUCACAUUGGGUGAAUUUUUAGAAAGCCUUGUAUAUGCUGGCUGUACACAGGGUUGUGCUGGGGAAGGCUGUAGAUAUGUGGGAUUGAGUGUGUACGCAUACACGUGCAGAUAUAGCACAUAUACUGUACAUCUGCAUUCUAUGUGUACAUAUACAUUUAUAAAAACAAUGAAACAGAAUUCUAUAAAUAUAUAUGUACAAUUGUUCAUAAUAAUAUGUGUGCCUAUAUGUAUACAUAUUCUUGAAUGUUUAGCGAGGUUGUAUGCAUAGAUAUGCAUAAAAAGCAAAAUAAUAAAAUAAGAUAAAACAUAGAAAGUAUGAUGAGGUUAGACUGGCCAUCCUGAUCAUGUGCUGACUGCUGGAAUUGUGAAUGUGAACAAUUCACCGUUCACCAGUGAGGAGAUUAUUCUAAGUCAAAGAAAUAUUGCAUCCAAUAAUUCUUUUUAUUCCAUUGUUUGUUUGGAACUAUACAGAAAUAAUUGCAUGGAAAUUGUUCAUUUUUCAAAAGAUAUAUAAACAGCAUGCAGAUUUGAAACAACAUGAGGCUGAGUAAAUUAAAGAACUUGCUCUUUAAAUACAUUGCAAGUGACUGCCUCCAUUACUAAUAUUUCAAAUGUACACUCUUGUUCAUUUACCUUGCCCCAUAACUUGUUGAUCUGGAUUGUUGACUGUAUUCUCUUGCAGUUCACUUCUCGACAGUGUGUAAUGUCACUUUUGGCUGUGAGUGACUGUAACACUGCUAGAUAGGCUUUAUUCUCUUUACUCUUCUCUGCAGCUUUUAGAUGUUUAAAUUUGCUUCAGAAACUAAACAUGUGACAAUGAAGACAACUUUAUUAUAAAAUAUGUUUGUGUCUGGCCUUCAAGAUUUAAGAUUCUUCUUUUUUUAUUUAUUUAUUUUGUUAAUCGGGCACAUUAGAAAACUUUGGUCUUUGUUUAGAAUGGCAAUGUGGGAAGUGUAAUUUUGAAAAUAAAAUACCUUUAAAAGCAA
This is a messenger RNA of Danio aesculapii, 3626 nucleotides long. RefSeq names its product guanine nucleotide binding protein (G protein), alpha activating activity polypeptide, olfactory type (gene gnal). The coding region runs from base 277 to 1416 and encodes 379 amino acids. Gene Ontology annotation, cellular component: heterotrimeric G-protein complex. NCBI's taxonomy places the organism in Eukaryota, Metazoa, Chordata, Actinopteri, Cypriniformes, Danionidae. Gene Ontology annotation, molecular function: G-protein beta/gamma-subunit complex binding; GTPase activity; G protein-coupled receptor binding. The transcript is spliced from 12 exons. The record is from RefSeq and is a predicted model, not a curated record. Gene Ontology annotation, biological process: adenylate cyclase-modulating G protein-coupled receptor signaling pathway.